CGUUCAACAGCAUUCCUAACCUAGCCCACAAUGUCUGCUGUGUGGAUCGAGCAGUCAACAGGUCGAGCAGUCAUUUGAAAGAGUAAGAAAAUUUCAGCGAGACAACUCAAAGGCGAAAUCCAUUAACGCCAAGAUAAUGGAAUUCAUUGCCCUUGACAAUCUAUCGUUCUCUGUCGUGGAUGUUGGCAGCUUUCGCCGACUGGUCAGGCACCGGUAUACACUACCAAGUGUCUUGUUUUGCACGCUUUGUACAAAAUAAUAAAAUGCAGUACUACAGGAUAUUUCUCAACGUAGCUCUUUAUUAGCUAGCUUUAACUGGCAUGUUAACGUAUCGCCAACCAGGAUCAAACUGACCAUCACCUAAUCAUUUGGGUGGUCUUAAACAAUCAUAGCACAGUAUGAUAUGGCGGUAAAAUGCAUCCAAUUACAAUUCAGUAUGUUUUCACAUAAGAAUAUUACACCAAGUAGGUGCUAUUUUUCAAGUGUUAUACAGUAUUGUUGAAACUCACAUCCAUGAGCUACUUGCUAUGGGUGUCACUGCUAUUAGCUUCACGACUGACAUUUGGACCAGCGAUGUCAGCCACAUGAGUAUUAUGAGUCUGACAGCACAGUGGGUCCAUGAGGAUUUCGUACUGAGGAAAGCUGUAUUGCAUGCUCAAGAAUGUGCUGGUUCUCUAACCGCUGCUGCCAUUUCAAUGGCAUUUGAGAUGUUUGAAACAUGAACACUCCUAGCUCCAUUCGAACAACUGACUCGAGAAAUAAGCUCAACUGUGUCUGCAGCAGAUGUGAUACCCUCUGUCAUGGCAUUGAAACGCCUGCUCAACAAAAAUACCAACAGAGACCGUCGGCUUAACUUGGAAAAGUACUCUACUAGAGGCUGUGAACAAGUGAUUCGGGAGCAUUCUCUCUGAGCCUCUUUUACUGUGUCACCACCAUGCUCGAUGCUAGGUACAAGGACUGCUACUUCGAUGCAGACAAGAAACAGGGUUUAAGUGAAAUGUUACAAACACAGCUGGACAAGAUGGAAACGGACACACUGACAGUGCGCACAGAGGAAGAGAAGCCACGAAAAGAGAGCUGAAACUUCACUGCUUGACAUAUAUGAUGAAAUCCUGGUUGAGACUGAACAAAUGAACAACGAAACAGCACAGCAAAGUAGAACACAUCUGCACUACCAGCCCACACAGGGGAUGGCUGUCCACACACCGCAUCACUACCAACAGCAUCUCUGCGCCAGUAAGUAACAUUUGUUCUUCAAGUGUUUAUUGUGUUAAAAUCAAAAGGAUACAACAUUUGUCGUGAUGUGUUAGCCUAUUCAUAUGAAAUUAUACAACUAGAUAAUGAUUGGGAUGGAGAGCCAGGUGUAUAGUCACAUUUAACUGUAGCGGUAAAUAUGCAAAGCAUUUGCGGUCAUGUACAAGCUUUUGCUCCCAUGCAACAAAUUGUAACACUAAUUAUUCCUAAAAGAACAGUUAGAAAUGUAAAGGGAAGUUGUAUUAUAAAAUCUAAAAAUGAACAAAAGUUAUAAAUGUAAUAAGGUACUUUUUAUUUCACUCCAGAGGGGGAAAACAGUUCAUACUUUGCAAUUUUGGGAGAAUAGGAUGAUGUUUUUCAGUCGUUACUACUAACAGGGGUUUGGAAAUAGUUGUUUUCAAACUUUCAAACAUGUUGACUUCACGUGCAGAUUUAAAUCCCCUUCCUGGUAACAGCUGGCUGCUCCUCUCAACUAACCACAUGGUGGUUUAAAUAGCACCACAAAUGUCCCUAAUGCCUGCUAGUGGAGGCAUGCAGUUUUAUGAUGAGAAUCCAUGUCAGUCAACUGACAAAAUGUCUUAUCUCACUGUCUAAACAUUUGUUGUAUUUUGGGGGAUUUAUUUCAGCUUUUCACAAUACAUUUAUAAGCAAUGCAAUUUGACCAAAAAACACAUUAUUUUCAUUACCUGCAGUUCAUGCACUACAAACAUCUUAGAACUUAUCGCAUAUCAGACAUCUUUUCAUAUCAAACAUCUUCCUGUGUUUGCUAGGUGGGUUGUGAGACAGCAGCGCUCUAGUGGAGAGACUAUUUUAGCCUGAGUCUAAGCCCACAUCAGGAGUUCUACACUCACCCAAGUCCUGCCUUGUCCAGCCCGACCCAGCCAUUUUCUGACUUGCCAAGCCCUUCACAACCCAGCCAUGGAUGCCCUGUCCUCCCUGAGCUCCUCAACCUCCUGCUCUCAUCUGUACCUCUGGGCCAGCAACACCACCAACAGCAGCGCUAUUAACAUUGAUGUGAUCCUGGAGCACUACAACCACACAGGGCGCCUGCAGCAUCGCGUGCCCCGCCAGGGUGGCCUGAGCUUGGCAGCGGCCCUCUCCCUCUUCAUCAGUGUCCUCAUCAUCCUGGAGAACCUGCUGGUCCUAGUGGCCGUGCUCUCCCGGAUCCUCCACAGCCGCCGCUGGGUCUACGUGUGCAUCGCCAACAUCACCCUGAGCGACCUGCUGGCCGGGGCGGCCUACGUGGUCAACAUCUGGAUGUCGGGCGGCCAGACAUUCAGGCUGAGCCCGGCUCUGUGGCUGUUCAGGGAGGGGGUGCUGUUCGUGGCCCUCGCCGCCUCCAUCUUCAGCCUGCUGCUGAUUGCUGUGGAGCGCUACACCACCAUGAUGAAGCCGCUGCACCAGAAGUCGGCCAGGAAGACGUAUCGUAUCUACGGCCUAGUGGCGCUGUGCUGGAUCGUGGCCUUCGCCAUCGGCUUCCUCCCCCUGCUGGGCUGGAACUGCGUGUGCAGCCUGGAGAGCUGCUCCACCCUGCUGCCGCUCUACUCCAAGAGCUACAUCCUCUUCUCCCUGCUCAUCUUCUCCCUCAUCCUGCUGGCCAUCGGUGUGCUCUAUGGCGCCAUUUACUGCCACGUGCGCAGCAGCUCCAAGGUGGGCUCCCAGCGCAGCCGCAAGCGCUCCCUGGGGCUGCUAAAGACAGUCAUCUCCAUCGUGGGUGUGUUCAUCAUUUGCUGGGGGCCUCUGUUCAUCCUGCUGCUGGUGGACUUCUUCUGUGUGUCGCGGCAGUGCGCACCGCUCUUCAGCGCCGACUGGGUCAUCGCCCUGGCCGUGAUCAACUCAGCCCUGAACCCGGUCAUCUACACCCUGGGCAGCACAGAGCUGAGGAAGGCCAUCGCAGGCCUGUUGUGCUGCUGCUGCCUCAGGGCAGGCCUCUGUCACCCUGACACCUUUGUGUCCAAGGAGACCAGCAGCACUGGGAGCAUCAGGCACAGCAGCCUGAGGAACAGUUUCAAUAAGAUCAGGAGUCUCACUGUCAGCCCCCCGCCUGCACCCAAUGCCCCCAAGAAGAGCCGCCGCCUGAGCUCCACCACCACCUGCCUGUCUGUGUCGAGCGGUUAGACCACAACGGGCUGCCUGGGGCAGGCGUAGCUGUGUGUGUGUUUAAGAGAGAGACACAGAGAGACGGAGACAGAGAGUGUCAGUGGAGGCUCCUCAGAGCAGGAAGGGGAGGACCUUCCUACUCAGGUAGUUUCAUAAAAGUAAAAAUGUGAAAAAAAAUACAAAUAUCAAUUAUUAAUUUGUAGCAAACUGCAAUUAAAGCCAGACUAAGUCAAUGGCACAGAUGGAACUAUCCAAGCAGAAGAUCUCCAUCAAAAAUCGAAGUCAGGCCUCCCGGGUGGCGCAGUGGUCUAGCACUGCAUUGCAUCUGUGCCACCAGAGAUUCUGGGUUUGAGCACAGGCUCUGCCGCGACCAGGAGGCUCAUGGGGCGAUGCACAAUUGGCCUAGCGUCGUCCAGGUUAGGGAGGGUUUGGUUGGUAGGGAUAUCCUUGUCUCAUCGCGCACUAGCGACUCCUGUGGCGGGCCAGGCACAGUGCACGCUGACCAGGUCGGAUGUGCAUUGUGUCAAGAAGCAGUGUGGCUUGGUUGGGUUGUGUUUCGGAGGACGCAUGGCUCUCGACCUUUGCCUCCCCCAAGUCCAUACGGGAGUUGCCGCAAUGAGACAAGACAGUAACUACUACCAAUUGGAUACCACGAAAAGGGGUGGGAAAGUUUUAUUUUUUAAGUAUAACAACAACAAAAAUCGAAGUUAAAGAAUAUGACUAAAUCUAAUCAAACUUUAAAUGCAAUUUAAAUCAAGUUUGAUUUGGUUUAGAUCUAUUCGUUAAAUGCAAUUUAAAUAAAGUUUGAUUUGAUUUAGUCCUAUUCUUUAACUUAGAUUUUGGGUUGAGACGGAGACGUGAAUCCAACAUAUUAAUGACUAACGUGAAGAUUACAUUUGAAAUCAACCAAAGCUUGAAACCCUAGGCCCAUAUACUGUAUAUUGUACAUUUUUGGUUUGAACCCUGGGUUGAAUUAAAACAAUAGCUGUUGCUGACUUUGCAAAUGCUAUAUGGCCUAAAUAGUAUAAUUGAUGAUAUAGGACUUAUAAUGUGUGGUUACAUUUAAUUUGCUCUCUUAAACCUACCCUUUGGAACUACUUUGAUAGCAACAGUGAAUAUAUUUAGUUAUUGAGAGGUCUCUGAAUAAUCACUCACAAUAGCGCAUUGGUAGUAGGUAAUAUAAAAACUAAGCUGGGUUUGGUUAAAACCAUGUAUUGGAGACCAAAUGAAUAGUUGUAGAUCAACUCUCCAAUAGGAGGUGCUGCCCAGACAUGUUUUUUCCCUGAUAUUGGACAUUACGUUGAAGAUCUGACGUUGUUUCAAAAAGGUACAAAUUCAAUUUACUGUAUUUUAAAGAAGGGUUGUCUAUGUUGAAAAUUGGUUUCCAUGAUGACAUAAUCCUGUGGUUGAAAUUUCACCCUCAAAACAAAAGUUGAUUACUUUUUUCAAAUCCAAUGUAUUUUCCACGUAACAUAUACAUUGACUAAUUACACUGAGACAAUGUUAAUUCAACCAGUUUGUGCCCAGUGGCUCAAGGUGGGUAUAGGGCAAAUUCUAGUAUCUUGUAGAAGCCUAAACCUAUCGAUGUUACAUUGAGCUGGAUGAAUGGAAUAUGAAAUGACAGUCAUCCAAUACGCUGAAAUAGAAAUAAGGCCAUGCUCAUAAGAAAAAGACUGUCCUCUCAAAUCUGAAAGGGCACUAACCGCCGCUGGUGUGUGUGCAUGUGUGUGUGUGUGUCUGUGUUACCACAGAGAAUGCAGUUCCUCCAUUAUCUAACUCCACCCAAAUGUGGCCUUGAUACAACCAGGUCUAACGGUUUCCUCUGCUGUUGGUUUUGUUCAAUUUCUUCUUUGUCUUCAGCCCAGGACCUGGUACACUGAUGAAAAAGCGUCUUUGUGGUUCUCUGUUACUGUAGCAACACCAAUCUGUUUCAUUUUAUGCAUUACAAAAUAAAGUUUAAAAAAAGUUAACUCAUUCAAGAUUUAUCAUAAAAUAUGCACUAUGGAAGCUGCUUUUGUUUCACUGUUUCAGCCUUAAAACAUAUACUCUUUUACUGUGAAGAUGGGUUUCAUUGAAAGGGGUGCUUUCUUAUUGUACCACUUAAAUAGAACUUGAUUAAAAACAAAAGAAAUAUGUAUAUAUAUUUAGAAAAUGCAAUAUUAUUUAUACAUACACUGAGUGGACAAAACAUUAAGGACACCUGCUCUUUCCAUGACAUAAACUGACCAGAUGAAUCCAAGUGAAAGCUAUGAUCCCUUAUUGAUGUCACUUGUUAAAUCCACUUCAAUCGGUGUAGAUGAAGGGGAGGAGACAGGUUAAAGAACGAUUUUUAAGCAACUCAAUAUUUGGAAGGUGUCCUUAAUGUUUUGUACACUCAGUGUACAUUGUACAGAAUGGUAGUUGAAUACAUUUUUUCAAUUGGUUAAACAUUUAUUUUGUUCAAUAUUGUUUUUAAGAGUAUACAUUUGUUGAAUGCUUUACUAUUGCUGUUAUUCUGAAAGAAGAUUAUAUUUAUGUUAUUUUGUACAUUGAAAAUGUAUAAAUAAAUAUUUGAACAGAA
Salvelinus fontinalis (brook trout) is the source of this 5914-nucleotide messenger RNA. Its product is annotated as sphingosine 1-phosphate receptor 4-like. NCBI's taxonomy places the organism in Eukaryota, Metazoa, Chordata, Actinopteri, Salmoniformes, Salmonidae. Gene Ontology annotation, cellular component: membrane. The transcript is spliced from 2 exons. The coding region runs from base 2173 to 3372 and encodes 399 amino acids. Gene Ontology annotation, biological process: G protein-coupled receptor signaling pathway. The record is from RefSeq and is a predicted model, not a curated record. Gene Ontology annotation, molecular function: sphingosine-1-phosphate receptor activity.